Molecule: messenger RNA, 9597 nt
Organism: Diabrotica virgifera virgifera (western corn rootworm)
Lineage: Eukaryota; Metazoa; Arthropoda; Insecta; Coleoptera; Chrysomelidae
Product: solute carrier family 35 member G1
Exons: 2
Coding region: 167-1192 (341 amino acids)
Cellular component (GO): membrane
Source: RefSeq, a predicted model, not a curated record
GAAUUUGACAAUUUAAUUGUCAAAAUUUUGCAGCAUUUAAUGCAAUGAUUAAAAUAACUUUUAAAAAUUAAUAAUAACUAAAAUGAAAACUAUAAACCGUAAAUUAUAACAUCAGUAUUAUUAACAUUAAAAGACUGAUUUUCCAGCUGUAUAAAUAAUUAUCAAAAUGUCCGAAAACGUUGAACUUCAGCAGUUGGUCGACGAAGAUUUUGAAGAGGAAUUCAAAAUCCAAGAACCAAAACCUUGUUGCCGCUGUCCCUACUUAGGACUAAUCUUAGCUACAUUAAGUUCGCUAUUUUUUUCAUUAUGUUCUGUGAUCGUUAAGUGGAUGACUGACGUCCAUCCUAUGGCUUUAGCAGCUUAUCGGUAUUUGGGGGUACUUUUGCCAGCCAUACCGAUCAUAAUAUAUAGGGAAGAAACAGUUUUCCCAAAAGGAAAACGCAUAAUGUUACUCUUAAGGUCUUUUACUGGCACAGUAUCGUUAAUGCUGAGUUUUUAUGCCUUUCGACAUAUGCCUCUCGCUGAUGCCUCUGUAAUAGUGUUCUCUGUGCCUGUCUUUACGGGUAUUUUUGCCAGAAUGUUUUUAAAAGAACCCUGUGGGUUAUUUAAUGUAUUUUCCGUGAUUCUAACUUUAAUCGGAGUCGUAUUAAUAACAAGGCCUCCUUUGCUAUUCGGAAACACUAUAAAUUCACUUGGUGAUAAUGGUCAGAAGACUGAAAUGUGGGGUGCCGUUGCAGCAUUUUCAGCUACAUUAUUUGGGGCCAACGCCUACGUUUUACUAAGGGCUUUAAAAGGAAUACACUUUUCUGUUAUUAUGACAAACUUUGGUGCAUUUGCAUUUGUUCAGUGUCUUCUUGUUACAGUUUUGUUGGGUGCUCUAUGCUUACCCUCUUGCGGGUUAGAUAGAUACCUUAUAGUAGCCUUAGCAAUUUUUAGUUUUUUGGGUCAAAUUCUGCUCACAGUAGCUUUGCAAAUGGAGCAGGCGGGUCCUGUUGCUAUUGCGAGAAGUAGUGAUAUUGUUUUUGCUUUUAUUUGGCAAGUUAUGUUUUUCAAUGAAGUACCUAAUCGGUUUUCUAUUGGGGGUGCUAUAUUGGUUUUAAGCUCAGUGCUCCUAAUUGGACUCAGAAAGUGGGUUUUAGCUUUGCCUUAUGAUGCGAAAUUGAGAAGGAACCUGAGUUUCUUGACAAAAUAAUGGAAUUACAUGCCACACAAUAGAUAUCCGUUAAGAGGUAGUGUUCAUUUUUAUCUACUUUUAUUAAGACAGAUUCCGUAGUUCCUUUAUUACAUUAUUUUAAAUGCAAUUAAGUUGUAUUUGUUGUUGUUGAUUACGUUAAUGUUAGAAUUACACUAUGAUCCUUAGAUAACAUGUUCUAGUCAGAUUUUUAUAGAAUUUUAGUUAAAUCAACUGAAGCAGGUGUCUACAAUGUACAUAACCUAAGCAUUUUAUAUUGAUGUCGCUUGUUGACUGUGUCUACUUAACCUUUCAGCAAGAGCAACAUGACAAUUCUCUAUUGAAUCAUGUGUGAAUUGUCAGUUUGCAUAGUAUUUUGGGCUUACAUUAUAGAAUAUACAUUAGAAGUCUAAAGAAUAAUCCUUUUUAAAUGGUGCUAAGGCACAUACGAUUCGUUAAAAUUGGAAUUUUUGGAUUUAACUGAAAAUUUCUAUAAUAAAAACAAUAAAAAAUAAUAACUAUAAAAAUCUUAACAUAUUUUUAUAAAAAAAAAACAGAAACCAUCAGAAAUAUAAUAUGCAGUGAGGCACAUGGAGUUGGACUCCGUAAUAAUCCAUCUUGGGCAUGUGUUACUGUUUAUGUUGCCCACUUGUACUAAUUUUAUAUAGCAAUUCUUAAGAAGGUAAUCUCUAUCAAAAUGUGUAGUUCCUGAAUUUAUCCAAAAUACAUCAGAAACCAUUUGUAUGCAGACUACAUGUGCCCAACGAAAAGUUAAGAAAGAAUGACCAGCAGUGAAUAUUAAAAAAAAUUCAAUUCAAUUCAAAUUAAAAAAAAAAUUCGCUGAAAAUUUCCUUUUUUUUUUAAACAAACAUAAAUUCAAAACAGAAGACUGAGUAAGAGUGCAGCAAGAACAGGAAGCCAGGUUUCAUAAAUUUGAUGAAAUUAAAUCUGUCUUCCGUCAUCCCUAAUUGGGACAUCCCUAUUAUACAAUCUCUCAUUUUUUAAAAACUCACUCUGCCACCAUCUUAUAAUAAUCAUAUAUGCCUGUUUAGAAUUAUCUUUCAACAUUGUUUGAUGCUUUGUCCAUUCCUAUCUUUUUAGUAUAAAUUGUACAUAUUUCUAUACUGACUUUCUGUAAUUUCUUUGGUACAUGUAUUGCGUCUAUAAAUAUACUAUUCUGUUAUGGCUUUAUAGAUAGUAGUAAUUUUCGAUUUUGAGUGUUAUUUCUUGAGUUGGGAGUUUCAAUUUUCUUCAUUUUUCCCUCCAAAUAAUGCAAAUCCAGAGGCUAGUCAUUUUCUUGUGUUUCUAGUAAAGUUUUGGAAGUGGGGUUUCCAAAAACUGGUAUCUUCUAUUAACUUCUAUCUAAAUUUCAGAAGUAUUUAUACGCUUCUCUUAUAUUAUUACUUUACAGGUUCUAUUUUAUGUUCUGUAUUUUUUACUUGCAUACUUUAUCCACCCUACAUUGUGGUUUUCCAAAACUUAUUAAUAUUUAUCUGUUCUUCUUUUCAUAUACAGUGGAACAUCGAUUAUCCGUCUCUCCAUUAACCAUCACCUCUGUUAACCGUCAGGGUACAUACAGAAGUUGUAUUGACUACAUAAGCAAACAUUUUAAUGUAAAAAAAUAAAAAAAAAGAAAGUUAAUUUGAUUUGUGAUGAGGAUACAAACGAGUAUCCAUUGCUGACAGAUAAAGAAAUCGUUGAAAUGGUAACGAAGGAGGACCAAACAGAUUCAGAAGCUGACACAGACUUGGAAUUUAACUGUAGCUAUGUUGAUGAACCUAUUGUAACUGACAAAGAUUUGGGUAAACAAUCUAGAGAAGCUGCAUCGCAUAUUUAUGCAAUAAUUCAUAGGGUGGUAUUCUCAACAAGAAGAAGCCAAUAAAGUAGAUUGCAUGAUCUUAUGCCGAUUAAUAAAUUCAGCCGUCGCAAAAUGUGAACAACAGUAAAACAAACAAUGAUUUCAGAAUAUUUUAAAUUGAUUCGAUUGUACGAACACAAAUUCCUCUUAUUUUGUCAAACAAACCAUACAAAUGAAAUUUGAGAGUUGUACUAUAAAUUUUUAAUUUUUUUUUAAUGUUCUGUUAACCGUCUUUUCGAUUAUCCAUCAUACCCUUGGUCCGGUGCCCUGACGGAUAAUCGAGGUUCUACUGUAUUCCUCAUAUGCUUCUUUAGCUCAUAGUUUGACCAAAUCACAUUCUUCAGUUUAACAUUCUCCCCUUUUUCUUGUUUUUUGAUAUUGUGCACAUAUGUUUGAUCUCUACCAAUAAGUGAUCAGAUUCAUAACAUGCUUUCAUUCAGUGUUAUAUAUAUUAUUUUCAUACCUUCCAUAUUUAUAAUAUUUAAGAAUGUUAUUGUAGACACUCUGUAAACACAAGCAGUUUUUAUUUGUAAUCAAAAUCCCCUUUAAUCAUAUUUUUUAUAUUCAGUAAAUAAUUAUUUUUAAAUCCUGUCGGUAUCAGGUUAUGACUAAAUACAAAGAAGAAACAUUGCAACAAAUCCUUUACGAUUUAAGUUAUUGUACAAGUAAUUUAACUUUAUACAUAACAAUUAGUUCAAUCUGAAUCUCAUUUUCCUCCUAAUAUUACUAUUAAAGUUUGUUUUCAUUAAAAAAGAAUGCAAUGAUAAAAAUAUUCUGAAACUGUUUUCUUAAGGCCGGUGUUAAAUAGGGAUUGAGACUGUAUUGAAAAUUACAUUUUAUAAUUUGACCUUUCGAUUGAAAUCGUUUUCAAAAUGAUUAUUUUAAAAUAGUAGGCUCAUGUUAUAACAAAGUUGCUUGGCGCUUUUUGUUUAUACAAAAUUUGACAUGUGGCUUACUUGGCCUCGAUCUUGUGGUCAAAUAGCCAUGCUUUUAGUUGAGAAUUCUGAGAGUGAUACCUGCAUCCUCAGGAUGAUAUCAAAUUCUGAUUGUUUUUCUUCUUUAAAAAAUUUAUUCAUAACCUGAUACCGACCUUAAAAAGAUAUUAAGAAGCAUUAGAAAAACAAAUCAUUAUUUAAAACAUUAAGAUUUUUCUCUAGUGUCUUCACAAUUGUCUCGAUUUGAUCAUUUUUAGUAGGUAAACAAAUUUCAUACAUUUUAUAUAAGUGGUGCAUAUACUAUACUUACGAACUUUACAGUCUAAGACAAAACUUUUUAAGGAAUAAAAGAACAAAAAAUUCUAGUCAUUUCUAGUUAGGUGCCGAUUUUUUAUAUAUAUUUGUUGUAAUUGUUGAACAUAUCAUUUAUCAAAAUACUCUACUAGGUACUACUUUAGAUUUAAGUGUAUUUUGGUCUGUCUUUUCUUGUUCGUCUUGAUUUCUUUCUAUUUAUUAUAUCUGUAUGUGUUUCGAAUUAGAUACAUUUUUUCUAUGCAUUUUAUAUCUUUCUCUGUACAUUGCUUGCCAAUCCGAUUCACUUUUUUACCUUUAUUUCUAUAGUUCUCAAUACCUUUGUCCUAAACUAUUUUUAUAAUUGUUUCUUAACAAUAAAUUCAUACACUUCGUCUUCUACUUUUUUUACAGGCAUAUUGUCUGGUUUUCGUCAACAUUGCUUGAUAUUCUAUCAGAUAUUCUAACUAUGCUAUAUUCUGCCAUUCUGUUAAUUCACCAUUUCGAAAUUGCACUCAUUUAUUUACUUUGUUGUCUUGUAUUGUGUUUUUUUAGGAAUCAUGACAAAAUUCAUUAUAUUUCCGGAAGAACGGAAAAUCUGACAACAAUGUAAAUACUAAUUUUUACUUUUGAGAUAAUUGAGUUUUUCCAUAUUUACAACCCACUUUUCUUCUUCUUAAAGUGCCCUCUCCCCAAUAGAGGUUGACUACUACAAUUGCAAACUCUUGUCUGUCUUCAGCCGUUCUUAUUAGUUGUUUAAAAUUUAGCCUUGUCCAUUGUCGGAUGUUUCUUAACCACCAUAGUCUUUUUCUUCCUAGUUCUCUCUUUUUCUCGAUCUUUCCUUUCACUAUUAGUUGAUCAUAUUGCUACUUAUUAUUUCUCAGUAUUUGGUCUAGGUAUGAUGUUUUUCUAACUUUAGCUGUGUUUAAAAGUUGUCGUUCUUUGCCUAUUGAAAGUAGCACUUCUUUGUUUGAGGUAUGCGAUGUCCAUGAAAUUUUGAGGAUUCUUCGGUAGAUCCACAUUUCAAAGGCCUCCAAUGCCUUUAAGGGUCUAUGUCUCAACUGCAUAGAGAAGAGUAGAUCAGACGUAGAAUUUUGAUAAACGUAGUCGAAUUUCGAGUUGUAUUCGAGAAUCACAUAGCAGUCUUUUGAUUUUUUCGAAAGAUUUUCUGGCCUGUUCUAUUCUCGAUCUUAUUUCUAGAUCAGAAUUUAGGCUGCUAUCGAUUCAACACCCCAGGUACUGAAAUUUAUUAACUUUUUCUAAAAUGUGCCCGUUUAUUGUGGAAGAUUGAGGUACAUUCUGGUUUUUUCGAAUUGGCAUCCUUUUGGUUUUCUUAAUGUUUAUUUUCAUAUCGGAUUGCUGACAGUCUGGUUCUGUCGAUGAGUUGUUGCAGAUUCAAGUCGGAAUCCGCAAUCAACACCGUAUCAUCGGCAUAUCUGAUGCUGUUGAUGGUUACGCCAUUCACCUUGACUCCAUUCUUGGAAUCUUCUAGUCUACAACUCACUCUAUAUUGGAUUUAAUAUAAAACUUUUAUAUUAUUUUUAUUUUUCUCUUUCUAUUUUAUUUUUUAAAAUUUGAUAAAUGAUUUUGAUUGUUUUUUAGUACAUUUAUUUAAUGAACAAUAUUCCCAAAGAAAUUAUCGGCACCAAAACGUUGUUGAGUAGUACCUAAAAGCCAGUGAUCAUUCUUUAUUGUAUUUUCAUUACUUUUUGAUGUAAAAUCUUUAAAGGACCAAGAAACUACUUGAAUAUAUCCAGUAUUAUUAGUUUAUUUCGUUUUGUUGUCGUAUUUUAGAAGAUGUAAUAUUUUUUUAAAUAUUUGUCUUGGUUUAUGAUUUAUAUACACGUUGCUAUCUAUACGAACCAUAUCAAUCUGUAUAGAUUUUUGCUUAAUAUGUGUGGUGUAAGUCCUACAAUUAUUUAUGUUAAUUAUUUUAAGCAUUGUUAAUACUGAAAUCUUAUGAUACAGUUUAAAUUGAAGGUGAAUAAGAUUGUGUGAUCUCUAUUAUUUUAGCAGAAGAGGUACAGGGAGGAAGAGACACUCGUGACUCCAAAGCUUGCGGCAAUGGGUCGGAUUGCCGUCUUCCGAACUAUUCAGAUCUGCCGUAAACAAAGUCAGAAUAGCCAUGUUAAUUGCCAACGUUCGGAAUGAACAAGGCACGUGAAGAAGAUCUUUAUGUAACAGAUGGUGUUGUUUACUUUCGGAUCCAGAUUCAGAGAUGCAAAUACAAGAGAAAGCUUUUGCGAACAUCUCCAGAGUAGUGAUGUUGAAAAAGUAUCUAUUCAUUACAAAGUACUCGUUACUUACGAAUACCGAAAGGAACGAUUACUAUAGCGAGAGGCUAUUACUAGAACCUUCAAUGAAGUCGAAGUGAAACUGACAGAUGCCCUGGGAGACUUAGCUCUAUACUAUGAUAAAAACCAUCUGAAACCCAAUCCCACAAAAACCCAGGUAUGUGCUUUCCACCUGAGAAACAAGCAUGCCCGAAGGUCGCUGGAGGUGGAAUGGCGUGGUCAGAUGCUGGAACACAACAAGACGCCAAAAUACCUUGGCGUCCGUCUGGAUAGAACUCUGUCUUACCGAUACCACUGUCAAGAUGUCAAGAAGAAAGUAAGUGCCAGAAAUAAUAUCAUCCGCAAGCUAACUAAUACAAAAUGGGGAGCACAACCACACACUCUCCGCACUUCUGCCUUGGCAUUAUGUUUUUCGGCCGCGGAGUUUGGAGCACCAGUAUGGGCAAACUCCGCUCACGCAAAGAACGUCGACGUGGCUCUAAAUGAAACGGUCCGUAUAAUAUCGGGUUGCCUGAAACCGACACCUAUCGAAGAGGUAUACCCCAUUGCUGGAAUUGCUCCACCACCUAUCAGGAGGAAGGUCACGUCAGAGGUAGAACGGAAAAAGCAGGAGACGGACCGAAGACACCCCUUAUAUGACCACCAAACUCAGCCAAGCAGACUAAGAUCUCGGAAAAGCUUCCUGAAAACAUCAAGAUCCAUCCCCGAAGCGCCAGAGACGCGCCGAAUACACCUAUGGCAAGCGUCAGCUACCGCGACACAUUUUCCUCCCUCGGAGGAAAUGGCUGCUGGACACAAUUUACCGUAUCCGACUUGGAAAGCGCUAAACAGACUAAGAACCGGCGUUUCACGUUGUGCUAGUAACCUGAAAAAAUGGGGAUACCAGGAGGACGAUACCUGCAACUGUGGCGCGGUUCAGACCAGCCGGCAUCUACUAUCAUGCACAGAGAUGAGAGAGACCUGCACAGAACAAGAAUUAAUUAUAGCAAAUGACAGGGCCAUCUAUGUGGCCAACCAUUGGAAAUACAGAAUUUAAAGUUGUUGGUGUUCCGGACACGGAAAGUAAGUAAGUACCGAGAGGCAAAUCGUUACUUUGAUUACUUUGAUUAAUCUGAUUACUUUGUACCAAUCGUAUCAGAGCGAGUACCUAUUUGAGUACCUAUUGUAUCUACAAUCGGUUGAUAUCGGAAUCGAACCGGUAUUCCACGAGUUUUCGGUAUCAGUACAGUUAACUAAAAUUUUAUCUAUGAAGGGCCAAGGCUAUGGAGACUAUGAAGAGUUUUACAGGAUUACAGGGCACUUAGAAGUAGCUGAAACAGAGGGAGGUAUAUCAUUUAACAAAGCAUGCACCCAGAAACAGAUUUAUAUACGAUUUGUCGAGGUAGAUAAUUCACAGAAUUUCACAAAUGUUCGUUCCUUUGAAAAUAAAAAUGCAACACAUUAUAUUUUAAUAAUAAAUACACACUGCUCUUAUAUUAGGCCUAGAAAAAAAAGCUUAGAUUGACCGGAAAAAAUGUAGAAAUGAUAAUAUUUCUAGACUAUGAACCUCAACUUUAAUUUUACAUGUAGGUAUGUUGUUUUUAUUAGACCAGGGCAUUUAACACUAAAAACACACGAAUAAAUCCAUUUUUAAAUAUAGUAGGUACAUAGCGACUUACAACUUUUUGCAUUGUAUUUAGGAUUAGGUUGACGUCUGGAAAAAAGUCUACAAUAGAAAAAUGGGUGGAAAUGCAUUAUUACAUUUUAAAGUGUAUAAAACGCAUCGAAAAAUGCAUAAACAUGUUAAAAUCAGUAUAUUAAGGGCCAGAUUUUCUUAUUUCGGGGUAAUUGGGGUCACUGAACACGAAUAUGCAUUCAGAACCGACCUCGGAAGCACCUGGGUGCCCAGGAUUACUGCUAAGGUACGUCAUCUAGAGUUUCGAGGGUUUGUUUUUGGCACUUAAUUGAUUCAAACAGAAUAAUUUUUUUAAUUAUUAAUUAGCCUGGACAAAAUUAUGUCGAAAUAUACAGGAAAUAGCUUCAGAACAACAUUAAAAUUAUGUCGGGCACCCCUUGUUUUUAAUAAUUUUUAACAUAAUAGAUUACAUAUAAUUUAAUUUCUAUCCAUUAAAUAGAUCGGUGAUGGUGGUUGUUAUAUAGGAUCUUAUACUUAUACGAAAUACUGAGAAAUGAGAUUCUCGAUAUUAUUACCGGUACUCAAAUACAAAAGUAAUCAUAGUAAUCAAAGUAUCCUACUAGGUAAUACUAAUACAAAAUAUGUACUAACAAAUGCGAUUCUCGAUAUGAUUACCGGUACUCAAAUACAAAAGUAAUCAAAGUAACGAAUACUGUAAAUGAUUAACUAUAAUCAACAUCACUACUCCAGAGCAGUCAACGAAAUUUCACAAAAUGAAUAUAAUAUGUUCAUUAUUGGUGACUUUAACGCCCCUGUUAGUGCUGACAUAGUAGCAGGGAUAAAACAAUGGUAUAACGAGUAUGUGGGAAAUGAAAACAAUCAAUCUUCUGACGGACUUCUGCAGCACAAAUGAAUUAAUAACACUUUUUUUCCUCACAGAGAACAACCAAGUAUACCUUUGAAAAUACCAGAGAACAAAGAUCUAUGAUCGACUAUAAAUAAUAUAUUUAUAUGUGUAUCACAUUUGUAUGUGUACCUAAUUGAUUUGUAUCCUAAAAUUUCAGUGUUAUACCUAUAUCGCAUUGGCAUCAAAAAUAUCUUUUGUAUCAUCUUUAAGAAACUUAGCACAAACUUUGUUACAUAACAAUCAAGUAUUUUUAUAGCAAAUGUUGAUAACGUAGGAGCCCCUUAAACAUAUUUAUAAACCAUUAUAGAUUAUUACCUACCUACAUAGUGCUUAUAUGCGCUUUUUGUCAUUUUUUGAUUUUUUACUUUUCGAAUGAUCUUUAAAUGAGUUUCGGUUUUUACAAGCAACAUGUAUAUAGACAAACGUUUUGGAAUGUUGAAUCUUUUUAUAUGUAGGUAAUUUAUUACUACAAGAUACUUGUACUUUUGAAGCAAUGUAAUGCAGAAUUAAAUAUGAUGAAAGCACA